AUGCUUGACCUCAUCCGCGACUCGGCCUUUGGCCAUAUUGUCCGACUUGUGACACGGAAUAAAUAUCUACAAUAUCCCGAAGAGCAGGACCCCGAGAUCUGGAAGAAGUAUGUCAGUCAUGAAAAGUCUGGAUACGCCGCCUACCACGGAUCUACACAACCGCCAGAGAACUCGCAUUUAAUUGAUGAGCUCACCCAGGCGCAUGGAGUAAGAAGUCGAGACGAGAGACACGAUUCUGAGACUUCGUCGCGCACAGUUGGUGAUGGCGUCAACGAGGCCAGUGGUGUGAGGGUCGAUCCCGAGAAGGGCAAAGACCUUCAUGUUAUCGACUGGUAUGGACCGGACGACCCGCAGAACCCGCGAAACUGGUCGCGGGCAAAGAGAUACUUUGUUACCUUUGAGAUUUGCUUCCUCACUUUCUCAGUAUACAUUGGCUCAGCAAUCUACACCCCCGGUCUCAUGGGUGUAAUGGCAGAGUUCGGCGUCGCUCAAGUUCCUGCGACAUUGGGAUUGACGCUGUAUGUUGCAGGAUAUGGUCUAGGGCCUCUUAUCUGGUCGCCUAUGAGUGAGAUUCCGCAGAUUGGCCGUCUUUGGGUGUACAUUAUCACGCUUCUCGUUUUCGUCCUUCUUCAGUUGCCAACUGUCUUCUCCAUCAACUUCGGCAUGCUUCUGGCUUUCCGAUUCUUGACUGGGUUUUUUGGAUCGCCAGCACUCGCGACGGGAGGUGCUUCUAUCGCCGACAUGUAUCGACCCAAGAAACAGGUGUACGGUCUGGCAGUCUGGGGAAUUGGCGCUGUAUGCGGACCUGUACUGGGUCCCCUUGUUGGUGGUUUUGCGGUUCAAGCCAAGGGCUGGACAUGGACCAUCUGGGAGCUUAUGUGGCUUUCGGGCUUCUGUUGGGUAUUCUUGUUCUUCUUCCUGCCAGAGACGAGCGCACCAAACAUCUUGCACCGCAGGACACGAAGGUUAAGGAAGCUGACGGGUGACGACCGUCUCACGUGCGAGGCGGACAUCAUGUCACAAGAGAUGUCCGCAAAGGAUGUCGUCAACAUGAGUCUCCUCAAGCCCAUUACUCUCAACUUCACAGAACCCAUCGUGUUCCUUCUGAACCUUUUCUUUGGUAUCGCGUCCUUUACGCUGUUCCAGGCAGUCUUGCCUUACCUGUCGGACGCCUAUCCAGACUCGGUCGCCAGUGUACUGGCGGGCAACGACUUGAUGAGGUCUUCAUUCGGUGCCGGUUUCCCGCUGUUCGCCACUGCCAUGUACAAGAACUUGGGCAUCAACUGGGCGAGUAGUUUACUGGCGUUCUUGGGCAUCGCCUUUAUCCCAAUUCCAUUUGCGCUGUAUAAAUGGGGAAAGCAGAUUAGACACAAGAGCAAGUUGGCAAGGAAGGAUAUCUAA
Alternaria atra is the source of this 1401-nucleotide messenger RNA. RefSeq lists its product as uncharacterized. Gene Ontology annotation, molecular function: fluconazole transmembrane transporter activity. NCBI's taxonomy places the organism in Eukaryota, Fungi, Ascomycota, Dothideomycetes, Pleosporales, Pleosporaceae. The record is from RefSeq and is a predicted model, not a curated record. The coding region runs from base 1 to 1401 and encodes 466 amino acids. Gene Ontology annotation, biological process: xenobiotic detoxification by transmembrane export across the plasma membrane. The transcript is spliced from 6 exons.